This is a messenger RNA of Erpetoichthys calabaricus (reedfish), 2746 nucleotides long. Its product is annotated as leukocyte surface antigen CD53. The record is from RefSeq and is a predicted model, not a curated record. The transcript has 8 exons. Lineage: Eukaryota; Metazoa; Chordata; Cladistia; Polypteriformes; Polypteridae. The coding region runs from base 171 to 851 and encodes 226 amino acids. Gene Ontology annotation, cellular component: membrane.
CUCCACCCAGUAGAAAACAGAUAAUUCACAAACCUCAGAAGGCUACAGCAGUGGGUGUAUUAAGUUAAGUUGCUCUGAGACGUCUGCUCAGAUUGAAAUCUGCCCUGCACUUGUCUUCAGCGAGCUUAUCAUAAAGAAUAAGAAACGGUCUCAAAUUUGUGAAGAGCAAAAUGACUCAGAAAUGUGUACAGUUUCUCAAGUAUACCCUCUUUGCAUUCAACUUAAUCUUCUGGGUCUGUGGAGGUCUCAUCCUGGGCCUUGGAAUAUACCUCAUGAUGCAGGACUACAUAGUUGGACUCUUCCCUAGCGUUCCGUUCUUGUCCAUCUCCAACACUCUGAUCAUAGUUGGCACCAUUAUCAUGGUAGUGUCAUUUCUUGGAUGCCUCGGGUCCCUGAAGGAGAAUAAAUGUCUUCUUUGCUCAUUCUUCAUUUUGCUGUUACUCCUGCUUAUAACAGAGGUGUCAGUUGCUGUUGUUCUCUUGGUUAAAGAAUCUGAGAUUGAGGAACAUAUUACUAAUGAACUGAAGAUGAGCUUGUCUCAGUAUCAAAACAGCACAUCCAAAACCUGGGAUGAAGUCCAGAAAAGAAUGGAAUGCUGUGGCAUAACUUCCUCAAGUGACUGGAAUUCUAAUGUACCGGAUUCCUGCUGUAAGACUGAAAAUUGUCUUGUUUCAAACACUGAUAAUUUAUGGAAAGAGGGCUGCCUUGAGAAAAUGAAAAAAUGGUUUGAAAAAAAUUAUCUGAAUGUGGGAAUUGGCAUCAUCUGUAUAUCUAUUGUUCAGGUGCUCGGAAUGUCGUUUGCAAUAACCCUCUACUGUCAUAUCUCCAAAUCUGGCAUGUCUUUCCCAUGAACUAAGGUCCAAAUAAGGGAAGAAGAAGAAUGGACUUUUCUUUGCUCAUCUGGCUGCUCCUUAUUCCUCAAUUUUGCAAGUAAAUCGGCAGCACUGACAACUCCUUUGAACAGCAAUCUUUACCUUGAUAUUAUGGGCUAAUGGACACCUGUAUGAUAUUUAACAGCAUAUUAUUGGUCAGAUUGACUUACAGAUGGUCUGGGACCCUGCAAGUUCAUAUAUUUGGUAGGACUGGUCCAAUAUUACAUGAAAUUAAAAUCUGCACUUUUAGAGUCUGUCAGACAGCAGACUUGUAGGAUUUCACUGUUCUGGGCGGUAUGUCUCACGUUGUAAAUAUAAGAUUCCUCUAUAGUGUUUUCUUUCCUCCAUGCCCGCUGUACUGCACUGAAAUUCUCACUUAUUCUCCUGCCUUCUCAAAGUCAAGAUGAAUUCUGUUAACCCUGAAGGGGAUAACACAAACUUUGAGGUAAAACAAAACAUAAAGUAAGACAAAAAGACGAAGGCCUGGUUAAAUGCAGCAUGUAUCACUUCAGGAACCCCUUCUUAUUAAAUGGCCAGACACAAAUGAUCUUAUAGCACUUAAACUUUCUGCGAAGAGUGCAAUUCAAAAAUAAGCUGAAAUCAAUUGAUCCCUUGUGCUCCCUGAUACAUUACUCUUCUUGUCCUGUCCAGAUCUGCUCGUUCUUUCCUAGCUGCAAUGGCUUUUACCACUGAAAAAGCUAGUCUUCUUAUUAGUGUUAGCGGUUUAUGAAAUGACUAAUGCUGUAAUAAGAACUCUCAUGGUAGGCAGUGUAAUUUAAAUAAACUAGAAAUCAGUCAAGUGCUCGGGGGUAUAGUUUUAAAAUGUGUGUAAUCCUUUUGGCAGGAAAUUAAAUGUUGAAGUGGUUAAAAGGAGAACUGCUCAUCAGUAUCAGUUUCAUUUCAACAAUGGCCAUUCCAGUCAGCAGGGUAUCUCAUCAUAGUUGUUCUUUUAUGGGUCAAGAGUUUAUUUAUUCAAUGACAUUUGAGGUCUGUACCUGAAAGCUCCUUCAUUAACAACAUUUUCACAUGCAGUCUGGCAGCUUGGAAGACAUUUAUUUGUAAAAGCCUGCAACAUUUCAAUACUUUUCUUAAAACCAUUAGUUAGUGCAUGUUAUUUGCAUUAUAAUGACCAUUUUUAUGUAUACAUUGUCAUAACGUUAACAUCAUUCAAAGUUAUUGUCUGUUUUUACCUGAGUUUUUAUUACUCUUUAAUUUAAUAUUGUUUUUUGUAUCAGUAUGCUGCUGCUGGAUUAUGUGAAUUUCCCCUUGGGAUUAAUAAAGUAUCUAUCUAUCUAUCUAUCUAUCUAUCUAUCUAUCUAUCUAUCUAUCUAUCUAUCUAUCUAUCUAUCUAUCUAUCUAUCUAUCUAUCUAUCUAUCUAUCUAUCUAUAAAAUAUAAAAAAGGUUGAUGAAGUCCUACUCAAAGGAUUGAAGUAUUCCAGAUAUGUGUGAAUGUUUUUGCUAGGAACCUGUGAAUUUUGUGUAGGGGUCAGAAUGACAUACUGCAGACAGCUGAACGCAGAAAUAUCAUGCAGUUUAAACUCACUGCAGUUUUCUUGCUUCCUUUGGUGUGACUCAGGGUUCUGCCCAGGGUGUGCGAUGGGUGGGCUGAGAGAAAGCAGCAACUCAAACAGACAUGACUCCCACCCUGGUAACAUAUCACAGCUGAAGCAAUGCAGAAGAACCACCCAAGUGACACCCUGAGGCCAAACUCUAUAGACCUUGUGCUUGUAUAGUCCUCUGGUCCAGGAAAAAUCAAAAAGCCAUUCUUUUGAAAAUUGCAUCAUCUCUGCAAAUAUGCAUGCUGUUCAUUGCUUUUUAUGAUUUUGUACUACAGUAUUUAUAUAUUAAUAAAAUGUAAGUAUGAAUUUUCUCA